Scomber japonicus (chub mackerel) is the source of this 681-nucleotide messenger RNA. RefSeq names its product RD3 domain-containing protein. The record is from RefSeq and is a predicted model, not a curated record. Lineage: Eukaryota; Metazoa; Chordata; Actinopteri; Scombriformes; Scombridae. Bases 1 to 681 code for a protein of 226 amino acids. The transcript is spliced from 2 exons.
AUGUUUCCUUGGUCCGCCGUGUUCACCCUUGAGCCCAAAGUGCCUGGCCACCGCACCCCCGAGGAGUUAGUCACCAAUACUCUGAUGCUGGAGCUGGGGGCCAUGGUGAAGCGCACCGAACGCAUCCGUCUGGAGCGGGCGACAGAGGGCCGCCGCCGCCGCCGCAGCUCAUCCUCCGCGGCUGAUUACAGCUGGCUGGCCAACGCACCGACCACACAGCCCUAUCAGCUGACCCCCAAUGACCUCCUGGAGCUGCAGGAUCUCUGUGCCAAGGUCCCUCCUGCACAGUGCGGCCCUGUGAUCGUCAGGUUUAGGCGCAUGGUAUCACAGAUGGAGCCUGAGGUUCAUGAGGUGCCCAGAGUGUUUCGCACAGUGCUGCACGACUGUGUGGACGAGGUUACUGGAAAUGAUGAGAUGCAGCCGGACGACGUGGUAGAAAAGCAGCAGCGGAGCAAGAGCCUCUCCUUCAUUACUUUCCGCUCCAAGUUCCGUUCAGGCCAGUUAUUCAAGGGCAGCAACCUGAGUGGCUCCAGAGGGAACCUGCAGCAGAAUCUGGAUUGGUCCGACGAGGAGGGCGAUGACGGAGAAAGGGAGGAAGAAGUAAUUCAGGCCAGGGCGAGGAAGGGAAGGAGCAGGAGCAUGCCAGACAUCUCCCCUAUGGAGCAAAGUUCCCAGCGGUGA